CACAAAUCUAAAUCUGUCUCCUCCACAGAAUACUCGGAUCCAAUUCCCGGUUUCCUUUUGUCAUGCUAAUUAUAUCUUACGUUGCGAAAUCGCCACACAAACUUCCCAAGACAAAACUUCAUUUAGGAUCAAGAUUACCAACUUCCCAUCGCAGCAGUGGUUUUAAUCAAAUUUUAGAGUUUAAUCAAAACUUAUUCAAGAGAGAAAUCAAGAGAGAGAGAGUCCCACAUACGAGAGAAGUUAGCAGCUCUUAGAUCAUGGCUUUAAGCAAAGCUAUGUAGGGAAAGAGACACAGAAAAAAUUAAGUUGGCAGGUUAUACAACACUAAGAACUUGCAGAAAUGGCGGCAGUUGCAACAACAAUUGGGUUCCAACUGAAAGACAAACAAUCAACUAUAUCAUCACCAUUUUUAGGAAGAAAGCUUGAAAUGAAAUACCCAUUUCAACCAAUGCAACAAAGGAUGAUCUCAAAUUUAAAAGUUUCAGUUGUGUGUGCAGGAACUGAAUUGGUAGUUGAUUUUGUGAACAAUCUUUUCCUUGGGGUUGGAGUUGGACUUCCUUGCACAGUUAUGGAGUGUGGUGAUAUUAUUUAUAGAAGUACUCUUCCAAGAUCUAAUGAACUUACUAUUACUGCUCCUGGUGUAAUUUUAGCUUUGGGUGCCCUUUCCUAUCUUUGGGCUACCCCUGGUGUUGCUCCUGGUUUCUGGGACAUGUUUGUUCUUGCUUUUGUUGAAAGACUUUUCAGACCCACUUUUAAGAAGGAUGACUUUAUGUUGGGUAAGAAGUUGGGUGAAGGUGCUUUUGGAGUGGUUUAUAGAGUUUCUUUGGCAGAGAAACCUGUGCUCAAGGAAGGUGAUCUAGUCUUGAAAAAGGCUACUGAAUAUGGUGCAGUAGAAAUUUGGAUGAAUGAGCGAGUUCGACGGGCUUGUGCAAGUAGUUGUGCAGAUUUCUUGUACGGCUUUCUUGAGAGUUCAUCAAAGAAAGGAGGUGAAUAUUGGCUUGUAUGGCGAUUUGAAGGGGAGGCGACGCUGCAAGAUCUCAUGCUAAGUAAAGAGUUCCCUUACAAUGUGGAAAAAAUGAUUCUUGGGAAAAUUCAAGAUGAGCCAAAAGGAUUAGUGAGGGAAAAUAGAAUCAUCCAAACUAUCAUGAGACAGCUUUUGUUCGCCCUAGAUGGACUCCAUUCAACAGGAAUUGUGCAUAGAGACAUCAAGCCACAAAAUAUUAUCUUCUCUGAAGGGUCUCGUACAUUCAAGAUCAUUGACCUCGGUGCAGCAGCAGAUUUGCGUGUUGGAAUCAAUUAUAUACCUAAAGAGUUUCUAUUAGACCCCAGGUAUGCUGCACCGGAGCAGUACAUAAUGAGCACGCAAACACCAUCUGCCCCAUCGGCUCCUGUAGCAACUGCAUUGUCUCCAGUCCUGUGGCAGAUGAAUCUACCUGAUCGAUUUGAUAUCUACAGUACAGGUCUCAUAUACUUGCAAAUGGCGUUCCCAUCAUUACGCACAGAUAGUGGCUUAAUACAAUUUAACCGUCAGCUAAAAAGAUGUGGAUAUGACUUAAUUGAGUGGAGAAAAACCGUGGAACCUCGAGCUAACACAGAGCUUCGGAAGGGAUUUGAGUUGCUGGAUUUAGAUGGUGGAAUAGGGUGGGAACUUCUGACAUCAAUGAUCCGUUAUAAAGCAAGGAAAAGAACGAGUGCUAAAGCUGCUUUAGCUCAUCCAUAUUUUGAUAAAGAAGGUCUGCUUGCACUGUCUGUCAUGCAGAAGUUGAGGUUGCAAUAUUUCCGCACUACGCAGCAAGACUAUAGUGAAGCUGCAAAGUGGGUAAUCGGCCUGAUGGCAAAAUCUGGAACAGAGAAGGACGGUGGUUUCACAGAAGCCCAGCUUCAGGAUUUUAAAGAAAUAGAGCCAAAAAAGAAGGGAAACCCACAAAGAAACGCUCUUGCAUCUGCUCUUCGGCUCCAGAGGAAGAUUGGUAGGACGUUGAACGAGAGCAUGGAUGAACUAAACCAACAAAGAAAAAGUUUAUGGUGGAGCAGAUGGAUCCCUAGAGAGGAGUAAGCAAUUUAUAAUGUUAAUUUUGUGUAGCAGAUUAAAGCUAAGAAGUUCACUGAUUAAAUUUUAUAUAAUAUCAAUGUAAAAAGGAGCUUUGUAUAUAUAAUUGACUAUACAUUUUUAUAGGCAAAAGCUAGCA
Messenger RNA from Papaver somniferum (opium poppy), 2189 nucleotides. RefSeq names its product serine/threonine-protein kinase STN7, chloroplastic-like. The record is from RefSeq and is a predicted model, not a curated record. Gene Ontology annotation, biological process: protein phosphorylation. The transcript is spliced from 10 exons. The coding region runs from base 341 to 2056 and encodes 571 amino acids. Lineage: Eukaryota; Viridiplantae; Streptophyta; Magnoliopsida; Ranunculales; Papaveraceae. Gene Ontology annotation, molecular function: ATP binding; protein kinase activity.